Messenger RNA from Branchiostoma belcheri (Belcher's lancelet), 471 nucleotides. RefSeq lists its product as uncharacterized. Gene Ontology annotation, molecular function: signaling receptor binding. Bases 1 to 471 code for a protein of 156 amino acids. The record is from RefSeq and is a predicted model, not a curated record. Lineage: Eukaryota; Metazoa; Chordata; Leptocardii; Amphioxiformes; Branchiostomatidae. The transcript has 5 exons. Gene Ontology annotation, cellular component: endomembrane system.
AUGGAAGGUGCCCAACACACUCCAAAGAACCAAGGACCUGGGAGUGGUGAUGAUCACCAAUAUGAGGAUAUUGACAGCAAUCGUGAUCAGACAGGGCAGGGCCAGUCCCAGGCCAUCACUGAAUCCAACACAAACACCACAGCUACUAUAAUGACCACUGUGGCCUGUAGUCAUGAUCAGACAGGGCAGGGUCAGUCUCAGGCCAUCACUGAAUCCAACACAAGCACCACAGCUACUGUAAUGACCACUGGUGAUGAUCACCAGUAUGAAGAUAUUGACAAUCCAGGUGUUAAGACACGACAGGGUCAGUCUCAGGCCAACACUGCAUCCAACACAAACACCACAGCUACUGUAAUGGCCAGUGGUCAUGAUCAGACAGGGCAGGGUCAGUCUCAGGCCAUCACUGCAUCCAACACAAACACCACAGCUACAGUAAUGACCAGGGGUCAUGGGAAAUAUAAGUUCAACUAA